AUGGCAAAAGAUAAAACCCAUGUUAAUAUUGUUGUUAUUGGGCAUGUUGAUUCAGGGAAGUCUACUACUACUGGACAUUUAAUUUAUAAGUGUGGUGGUAUUGACAAACGUACCAUUGAAAAAUUUGAGAAGGAAGCUGCUGAGCUCGGGAAAGGCUCUUUUAAGUAUGCAUGGGUCCUUGACAAACUUAAAGCAGAGCGAGAGCGUGGUAUUACUAUUGAUAUUGCUCUUUGGAAGUUUGAAACUUCUAAGUAUUAUGUUACUGUUAUUGAUGCUCCUGGUCAUCGUGACUUCAUUAAAAAUAUGAUUACUGGUACUUCGCAAGCAGAUUGUGCUAUUCUUAUUAUUGCUUCUGGUACUGGCGAAUUCGAGGCUGGUAUUUCUAAGGAUGGUCAAACGCGUGAGCAUGCUCUUCUUGCUUAUACUUUGGGUGUUAAGCAGCUUAUUGUUGCUGUCAAUAAAAUGGAUACUGUUGGUUGGUCUGAGUCUCGCUAUGAUGAGAUUGUCAAAGAAACUUCUAAUUUUAUUAAAAAAGUUGGUUAUAAUCCAGCAACUGUUCCGUUUGUUCCUAUAUCCGGUUGGCAUGGUGAUAAUAUGAUAGAAGAGUCUUGUAAUAUGCCAUGGUUCAAAGGAUGGACUAAAACUACUAAGAAUUCAACUUUUAAGGGAACAACUCUUUUAGAAGCAAUUGAUACUAUAGAGCCUCCUACCCGUCCUUCUGAUAAGCCUCUUCGGCUUCCUCUUCAGGAUGUAUAUAAAAUUGGAGGUAUAGGAACAGUUCCAGUUGGUCGUGUUGAAACAGGUGUUAUGAAACCAGGCAUGGUAGUUACAUUUGCACCUAGCGGUUUAACUACUGAAGUGAAGUCUGUUGAAAUGCAUCAUGAGCAGCUUACUGAAGCUUUUCCUGGCGAUAAUGUUGGCUUUAAUGUUAAGAAUGUUUCUGUUAAGGAAAUUCGUCGUGGGAAUGUUGCUGGUGAUUCUAAGAAUGAUCCACCUAAGGGAUGCGAAAAAUUCACUGCUCAGGUUAUUAUUCUUAAUCAUCCUGGCCAAAUCAGUGCUGGUUAUGCUCCGGUUUUAGAUUGCCAUACUGCUCAUAUUGCUUGUAAAUUUUCUGAGCUUCUUGAGAAAAUUGAUCGUCGUUCUGGUAAGAAGGUUGAAGAUAACCCCAAAUAUCUUAAGUCUGGAGAUGCAUGUAUUGCUUGUAUGGUACCGAGUAAGCCUAUGUGCGUUGAGUCUUUUACUGAUUACCCCCCAUUGGGCCGAUUUGCUGUUCGUGAUAUGAGACAAACUGUUGCUGUAGGUGUUAUUAAGGAGGUUUGUAAGGUUGAAAAGGCUGGUAAAGUUACCAAAGCUGCUCAAAAGGCAUCGAAGAAAUAG
Messenger RNA from Pneumocystis jirovecii RU7, 1377 nucleotides. RefSeq names its product elongation factor 1-alpha. The record is from RefSeq and is a predicted model, not a curated record. The transcript has 2 exons. Bases 1 to 1377 code for a protein of 458 amino acids. Gene Ontology annotation, molecular function: GTPase activity; translation elongation factor activity; GTP binding. Gene Ontology annotation, biological process: translation; translational elongation. Lineage: Eukaryota; Fungi; Ascomycota; Pneumocystomycetes; Pneumocystales; Pneumocystaceae.